UUUUACAAGUUUAGAAAAGCACCAAAUUUGCUGAUUGUAGUAAAGUUUAUGACCUUAAUCGAGGAUGAACAGAGGCAAAAAUGCCGCGAUAUGAAAAACACGGUUUCUGUUGCAGUAAGAAUUCGUCCACAAAAUGCAAGAGAAAGGGCCGCAGAGGAGAAGAUUUGUAUUUUUAUCUCACAGGAUGAGCCACAGAUUACUAUAGGACGAGAUAAAUCCUUCACUUAUGACUUUGUUUUCUCUGACCAGUCAACCCAAGAAGGUGUUUACAAUCAAUGCAUUCAUAAUUUACUAGUUGGUGCUUUUGAUGGUUAUAAUGCGACUGUUUUGGCUUAUGGCCAGACGGGAAGCGGCAAAACCUACACAAUGGGAACUUGUUUUGAUGUGAAUCAAUUCAAUUUGGAUACAAACUUAACUGCCGGAAUCAUCCCUCGAGCAGCUAGACACCUUUUUGAAGGUAUUGAAGAAAGAAGGCUUGAGGCUAAAACGAAUGGUGCUGUCGAGCCAACUUUUGAAUUAAAUGUCCAGUUUAUUGAGCUUUAUAACGAAGAAAUAGUUGAUUUACUGUCCGAAGACCGUUCUCGCAGCACAGUCAUUAGAAUUCAAGAAGAUCCCGUUCGUAAUGAAAUUGGGCUUAAGGGAGCUACUUGGCAGUCUGCGAAGAGCGCUUUGGAUAUAAUGUCAGCAUUAAAAGCUGGGGCUUUGAAUAGAACCACAGCUGCGACGAAUAUGAAUCAACAGUCGAGCAGAUCCCAUGCGAUAUUUACUAUUAGAUUGAAACAAACUAGGGUGGUACCAAUGGAAGAAAACGAGGACGAUUCUCCCAAACAAAAAACCGAACUAGAAGUAUUGCAUGCAAAGUUUCACUUUGUUGACCUUGCUGGUUCCGAACGGUUAAAGAGAACUGGUGCAACAGGGGACCGUGCUAAAGAAGGGAUUAGCAUCAAUUCUGGAUUGCUUGCUCUCGGGAACGUAAUCUCAGCUUUGGGCAGUGGAAAAGUCACUCACGUUCCUUAUCGUGAUUCUAAACUCACCCGGUUGUUGCAAGACUCGCUUGGAGGAAACAGUCGAACGCUAAUGAUUGCUUGUGCUAGUCCUUGUGAUGUUGACUUCAUUGAGACUUUGAAUACUCUAAAUUAUGCUAAUCGGGCCAAAAAUAUUAAAAAUAAGAUUGUCGCUAAUCAGGACAAGUCUUCCAAAUUAAUAACUGAUCUCCGUACUCGUAUAUCUAUUCUUGAAUCUCAACUAUUGGAAUAUCAACAGGGCAAACGUUUAUUAAAUGAAGACGGGGAGGAGUUGCUAAAUGAUCAAUACACAGAGAAUCUCUAUUUAAAGAAUGAAAACACUCGCUUGUCAACUCGCCUAAAGGCCUUGGACGAAAAAAACAAUAUUUUAAAUUCUAGAAUUAUUGAGCUGACAAAAGAGCGUGAAUUGAGUAAAUUUAGAGGAGCGCUAGAAAAUAAGGAAAAUGAUGGAUCAAGUUCUAACGAGGAAAAUCAGUUAUCUUCUAUAAUUCAAGGAUAUUUGCAAGAGAUUGAGACGUUAAAGUCCAAUAUAAUCGAAUAUGAGGUGACUAAUGAAACGCUUCGUAAACAAAAUCAACGCUUUCGGGAUGGGAUGAAUAGCAGCCUGUAUGGCUCUCCCUAUGUUCAUCAGCCACAAUCGUCUAACCUUACUGAGAGUUUGAUAAAUCAGGCGAGGGAAGAAAUUGAGAUGGAUAAAAAGGCGUUGAAUGAAGCUGAAGCUAAAAGCCUUAACCAAGUCGAUAAAGAACAAAAUUUUCUGGAGGCUGUUUACGAAGAAGAGAAUACCGAUGAUGAAGAGGAGGAUGAAGAUGGGGAGACUGAUCCAGCAGAACAGAGGAGUUUAGAACGUCGUGACCAAAUUCACUCCGAUUUGGCCAAACUCCAUGAGGAUAUAAGUAUAAAAGAACGCCUUGUGGUCGAGUUGGAAAUGAGUCAGCGCAGAUUGGAACAGUUACGACGUGAUUUUGAAAAUAAAAUGGAGGAGCUUUGUAAGAGGAUUCAAUCUACUGAGGCUGAGCGUGACAACGUUCUUGAGCAGAUGACGGCGAAGAAACAGACCAAACAGCAGAAGGAGGAGAUUAACAAGGUUAAGGAGCAAUACGAAAAGCGUCUCUCUGACAUGCGCCUUGAACAUAAAAGAAUAGAAGUGGCUGAGCUUGAAAAUAAAAAGAUGCAGGCGCAACAAAAUAGGCAUCAAAUGGAAGUUGUUCGAAUGAAAAACGAUUUGGAAAACAUGAAAAGACAAAAGGUUGAAUUGAUGAAGAGGUUGAAAGAGGAGAACAAAAGGAUUCGUGAAAUACAAGUUGCUAAUGCGCAGAAAGUUGCUACGUAUGAAAAGACUCAAAGACAGCAACAAAAUAAAAUACAAAAGUUGGAAAGGGAAUCUGCACUCAAGUCGGAAAAUUUGAGACGAAAGGCGGAGGAGGUUCAGCGUCUGAAGGAUUCUCAAAAGGCUCUUCAAGCUCGUCGCCAGACUAUUUAUGAGAGCAAACGAGCAGCUAGAUCACCCAACACUCCUCAACAAGUUCAACUCCCUUCAAGUUCUGAUAUGGAUACAACAUACAUCGUCGAGAAUGAACCUUCUGUGAUUAACGAGAAUCUUUGCUAUACUCCAACAACAAAUUAUGUCAGAACGCCAAAGUAUAAACAGACCCCUAUACGAACCAAACGUCAAUGGAAUGCUAUUGAACGGGCGGUGGGACUGACUGAAAUUUCAGAAUUUAGAGAUCUUCUCUUUAAGAUUGAAGGCUUUACUGUCAAAAGAAAUGCAAUUGUACGCGAAGAGCACGCUCUGGAUCGUAUGUGCAGUGAACGUAGAAACCUCCAAGAUGAACUUUUACGUCUUCAAAGCAAUUAUUCUUCAAUAACGGAUCCUUCUAUUCGCUGUUUAGUGUUAGAACAGCAAUCAAGUAUUCAGCAAAAACUUGAUUAUGUGCAAGAAGAAAUUUUAAGAGCUCAAAAGGCAAUUGUGGAUUUGGAUGAUGAGCAGAUUUGUCUUGAGCCUUCAUCACGUCGAGCUUCUGCUCAAGCCUUUCCUGCUGCCUAUGAAGGUGUAAAGGAUCUAGAUUCUUUAAUGUUCCAAUUCUCCCGACAAUUUUCUAUCCCUCAAGAGAUGCUCUAUAUUCUUCGCAAUUUGAUUGAUUUGACAAUUCAAAAGGGAGCGGAUAAUACAAGACUUGAAUCGGAAAAUAAAGAAUUAACGGCACUUCUUGGUAUUGAAUCAAAUGAAGAUAUGAGGGAGGUUGUUGAGUCGGCUAAACUAAAUUUUCAGUUGCGUAUGAAUCAGGAGCAUGACACAACGUUUAUGAACGUUCCAGAAAAUGACUAUAGACCGACCACUCUAUCAAAUAAUAACACGAAUCAGUUAUCUCUAUUUGAUGAUAUUUUACCUGUUCCUAUCUGUAAAGGUGAUGAACCUUCCCCAGAAAAACUAUCAUCCGAAGCAACCUGUUCCACCUCAGAUUCUGCUUUGGUUAUGUCAUCUAAUAGUCAUAAUGAAUUAGGGAAAGAUGAAAGUGACCUUCCAGAUUAUAGUAGGAAUGAUUGUUUAACUGAUAGAAGCGACCUUACGGAGCCUAAUGUUUCAAAGGCUGGUAAAAGGCACCUAAAGAAGGCUCCAGAAUUUGUUCCAGUCGAGGACAAGCUCUUCUAUAAAUUUAUCGAUCUUCAAAGAAUUUAUCGAGUUUAUGGACAUCAAAAGGGUGUUCUCUGUCUUCACUCUAACGAAACUAAGAUGAUUAGCGGAUCAAAAGACAGAAAUGCUCUUGUUUGGGACUUGGAAACUGGCUCUAAUAUAGCUACACUUGGAAGCCAUCCAAACAUAGUUUAUUCGGUCAGAUUGCUACCAGAUCAACAGAAUAUGGCUCUUUCUUCUUCUAUGAAUAUUGUUAAGCUCUGGGAUUUACGUUCACCACCUACAGAACGUUGUAUUCGCCAUCUAAGCUCAAUGGGUUUGGUCAGUCAAGGAGAGAAUGGACAUUGUGAACGUAUUCGCCAGUUACCUCCAACAGAGACCGACAUUUACCAAAUGGAAGUUUGUUCAAAUUCUGGGGCAAAUUUUCUAUUUACGACGAGCGCUGCGGGAGUGCGCAUUUGGGACUUGGAAAAGAUUGAGCAUUUGGGGAUCGGUGAUGUCCGUAUGUUGGCAGUUUCUCAAGUGUUUGACUCGUCUAGUCAAAAUUCGGAUAUGUCUGUUCGCAUUGCAACGGCAACUAAAAAAUGCGCUUCUCUCUACGAUGAAGUUAAAAUUCAAAAGCCUUUCAUUCCCUCACGUUGGGUUAAUUUGGAACCAGGACAUACAAAAACAUUAACUUCACUAUGCUUUUCACAAAAUGCUUUAUUUACUGCUUCAAAAGACCAGGCACUCAGUAUCAUGCGAUAUUCACUGCUUGACUCAAAGAGAGACCAUGUGGAGCAAAAUGCCCAUAAUGAUGUUCGUUUUCUUUUUUCAAGGAAUAUAAAAAAUUUUCAGGCAGUCACUGUCUUAGAGGCAUUAUCUCCACAACGAAUUAUUUCAGGCUCUCGUGGCGGAGAUAUAAGAAUCUGGGAUGUUGGUAGUUCAAACAGAAUGGUUUCGAUAGAAACGCGUCAGCAAGCUCAUGACGGUCCAAUUAGUGCUAUAGCUACAAACACUAGAGUAAAUUCGAACUGGCCGUUGGUAUUUAGCGCUUCAUCGGAUGAUCCCGAGGAUGCAAUAACUAUUUGGAGAUUACUGGAAGAAAAGCUUUGAUAGAAAAAUUACUUUUUUGAAAGUUCAUGUAUUUAAUGUGAGGUUGGACCCCGACCUCUUUCUAACCCAGAACCCAUUGUUUUAAUUUGGCUGGAAAAUUUUGAAAAUCCUGCAAACUCAUUUUCUCGGAUAAUUUGCGGUGUUGAUCACGAAUCUGAUUAAAUUUUAGAUAAAUUGUGAGUUCAGAUUCGUGAUUACUGUUAGAAAAUACAUUAGAAAGGUGUUUGCAGGAUUUUGAAAUUUUUUUUGGUAGGGACAACAAUUCUGAGGGAGCCCAAAACGCCGAUCGUUUUUAAUACUACCCCAAACAUUUAUAAUCCUGACAAAUGCCAAGCCCGGAUUUUUUAACCUCGGAGAGUCGGGGGUCUAACUCUAUUCUAUUGUUUUAUAGACAGCAAUAUUCACUUCAAAUUUCCUUCUCAUCAUAUCUCUAUAAUUUUACUUUCAAUUCAAUUUCACUUAAAAACCUUGUGCUAUGUUGUAUCUCUUUAAAUAUCGGUCAGACCUCACUUAUGUAUAUAGAGUUUAAAUUCCAAAUUGCCUCUGGUCACGGUAUCCUGAUUUAUUCUUUCGAACUCAUUUACGGAUUUCAUUCUGGAACCCCCUCAAAACUCGGAUUUUAUCGAAAAUGGUUUCCUGUCUAUCCGGGAAAACCCUGUUUCCUUAGCUAUCUUCAAAAUGACCCUUGUUGGAUCUUACGGUUAAUUUUAUCAAAAUACC
Meloidogyne enterolobii is the source of this 5475-nucleotide messenger RNA. The record is from the annotation of a GenBank genome assembly. Lineage: Eukaryota; Metazoa; Nematoda; Chromadorea; Rhabditida; Meloidogynidae.